AUGCCGGCCGACACCCAAUACUACGAGGCGCUCACGGCGCCGCGCGAGAUGGAGAGGCGAACCCUCACAUUCCGUGGCAAGCUUCUCCCUGAUCAACUGCCCGUGAAACAGGCGCCCGCGGUUGUGCACAAGCAGAGUACACAUCCUCUCCCAUAUUUCGCCCAUCAACAGCUCGAUCUCGACUACUUCUCCUGGGACAUCGCUCAACCGGUCGGCGGUCCGAUGGUAGACGGUGAUGGAGACACAGCCGAAAACCGUGCAUGGGAUGAUGAUGAUAGCGAUGCGGGCGUCGUUCUUGGAUCCGACGCAGAUGAUGAAUUGAAUGUGGAGGUGUGGCCAUUCAUUGAAUCUCUCGUUGGGUCCAGCGUCACUGAUCAGAUUGUCCAGACCCCCGGUGGCAAGCCCAAGCGUCGCCGCCCCUUCGAAUCCAGCAAAAUCGCAAACGCGUCCGAGGUCAAGAAGAUGAAGAUCCAGGGAGGCCGCCCGGCUAUCGCCAAAAAGGUGACGGCAGACCUAGACUCCGACGACGAGAUGAUUGUGCGCAUGAAAGAAGCCCGAUUUCUGGAGAGAGACAUCGCGCAGGCUCUCAUCGACCAGGGUCGCACCGCCUACAACCCGAAGACCAUCGGCACUCGUUGGAGACGUAUCAAGGCCGCCUUGCAGAAGCGACAGGACGAUCUCCUAGAUGCGGAUCUGACGGACUGGCACGAAGGGGAUGACGACAUUCUCCUGCAGGCUGUUUUCAAGACCGAGAGGGAAGUGAACAGACUCAAAGAAGAUAUCGAGUCCAAGAAAUGGCGCAUGCCCGUGGUCAACUUCUCCCAGAAUGCUUGUCGAGCCAGGUACGAUGCUCUCCAGAAUGGCUGCGCGAAACCCACCCCUGAAUCGAUCGAGAACCCAUCUCCUGAAAUCCUCGAACGCAUCGCAUCGCGCAGGGAAAAAGAGCGGAAGAUUCGAGAAGGCAACCACAUGGCUGAGAGGGAGCAGAAGAAUGUCGAGGCCAAUGGAUGGACUUCGCGGAUGCGGACCUAUUUCUAG
Messenger RNA from Fonsecaea erecta, 1038 nucleotides. RefSeq lists its product as hypothetical. The transcript is spliced from 4 exons. NCBI's taxonomy places the organism in Eukaryota, Fungi, Ascomycota, Eurotiomycetes, Chaetothyriales, Herpotrichiellaceae. The coding region runs from base 1 to 1038 and encodes 345 amino acids. The record is from RefSeq and is a predicted model, not a curated record.